AUGACGUACCAAAAUGACGAGAGUUCAAAGGAAUCUCAAGCGGAGCAGCUUGGUAGAGUGCAAACACAAGCUAGUAUCAUGAUACCGCCUGAGUUGUUUGAACAGCUUUAUCUUUCGCCUCAAAAUAAGGUGAAGGGCAAGCUUCGUCAGACGCUUGGAAAUCCGACACCAAUAGCGAUCGCUGGAUUUCUCCUCUGCACAACACCGGCGUCCAUGGCGUUGCUGGAGUGGCAAGGGGCAGGUGGCUUCGGAGCAGCUGCCAAUGUGGGCUCUUACUUUUACCUCGGUGGUCUUUUGCUCGUCCUCGGCGCUAUUGGAGAAUGGCUCUUAGGUAAUACCUUCCCUGCAACAGUGUUCUCAACCUUUGGCGGUUUCUGGUUCACCUUUGGAGCAACCAUCACACCUGGGUACGGCGCAUACGGGCUCUACUCCACGACAGGACAAGAGAUGGACGGACUCAAGGAGGCACAGUUCUUCGCCACAUUCUCCUUCUUUCUGAUUGCGAUGGCUAUUCUCUGCAGUGUCUUUACGCUGGCUAGCAUUCGGACGAAUUUGGUCUUCUUUUCGAUAUUCUUGCUGCUAGUGCCGACUUUUGGAUGUUUGGCGGCUUCUUUUCUCGCUACGGCUCAUGGAUCGACGGAUAGUGCCAAGACGUUGCAGCAUGCCGGGGCGGGGUUGUUGUUUGUAGUUUCGCUUUUGGGGUGGUAUAUCUUUCUUGCACUGGUGCUUUUGUCAGUUGAUUUCCCGUAUGUGCGGUUGCCGUUGGGGGAUUUGUCUACGGUUGUGCGUGGUGCUGGUGAUGGGGAAGGGGAUGGCGCAGUUGAAGAGGCAGAUUCGAAGGUUUAG
Pochonia chlamydosporia 170 is the source of this 846-nucleotide messenger RNA. Its product is annotated as plasma membrane ammonium transporter (Ato3). Lineage: Eukaryota; Fungi; Ascomycota; Sordariomycetes; Hypocreales; Clavicipitaceae. Gene Ontology annotation, cellular component: plasma membrane. Gene Ontology annotation, molecular function: acetate transmembrane transporter activity. The record is from RefSeq and is a predicted model, not a curated record. Bases 1 to 846 code for a protein of 281 amino acids. The transcript is spliced from 5 exons.